Oryzias latipes (Japanese medaka) is the source of this 5254-nucleotide messenger RNA. NCBI's taxonomy places the organism in Eukaryota, Metazoa, Chordata, Actinopteri, Beloniformes, Adrianichthyidae. The record is from RefSeq and is a predicted model, not a curated record.
GAUGGGAGGCUGUCAACAACAGCUUUGGAGAGGAGAAGAGUGCAAUUUGCUCGUAUUACUUAUGUUUAUAUUAGACACAUUGUAGCGUUUCAAGCGUAAAUAUUUUCUUUUUGGCGGACUAUUAAGAUGUAUUAUCAUAUCUUUCCAACAAGAAUGUAUUUGCACUGAAAUUAUGGAAAUCGGCUAAGUCGUAAUUACUGAGGCAGGCUGUGGGGCGCAGGAACACCAUCCCGCCUGUUAAGGUCCCAACACCGACACGUUUUCCAGUUUUUGGGACUCGCGGAGGCCUUUGACGUUCUUUCGAGAUGGAUCUGUUUGGAGCGAACGGCUCAGAGAGUGCUAACCUUCCAAGGAACAUGAUCGAGAACAGCAUGUUUGAAGAAGAGCCUGAUGUGGUGGAUUUGGCCAAGGACACCACUGAGUUUCCUACCUUUCCUGCUCUUGACCCGGACGAGAUCACGUAUGAGCCCCGCAGCUCCCGCUUACUGGUGCGAGGUCUGGGGGAAAACGACAUGGAUGAGGAUGAGGAGGACUGUGAGUCCUCAGCUCGCCUCCUCGGCAUGUCCUUCAUGAACCGGAGCUCUUCCCACAGACCCAGCUCCUCUCCUUACACUCGACAGUCUCCUUCGAGGUCAUGUUCUCGACCUACAGCCCGAACCAUGGUUGCAUGUGUGUUGUUCCUGGUUAUUGUAGCUUCUAUGACAAUGGUACUGUACUUUCUGCCUGGCUGCACCUUUACCAAGGAAGGUUGUCCUAAGCGAAAUAAGACAACUCCUCUGGAGCCGGUCUACCCUUUGUCCACUAACGGGGAACUGUUUCCAUGGACGCAGCUCCGCCUACCUCAGAGCGUACAUCCUCUCAGCUACGAGCUCAUUUUGACCCCUGACCUUGACAACAUGACCUUUGCUGGCAUAGCUGUUAUAAACAUGUCUGUACUGCACAACACAAACCGCAUCGUCCUGCAUGGGUUAAAUCUAAACAUCAGCAACGCUACUUUUAAGAUUGAUGACGGACCGGCCAGUAAUGUUACAGUACUGCAGUAUAAGGCUAAUCAGCAGAUUGCUGUAAAGUUCACAGAAGACUUGAAAGCAGGCCAGUACUGUGUUUUGACCCUGACUUACUCCGCCAACCUCUCAAGCACAUAUGAUGGUUUCUACAGCAGCUCCUAUACUGAUAAAAGUGGAACAAAACACAUUCUGGCAGCAACCCAGUUUGAGCCACUGUCGGCCCGGAAGGCCUUCCCUUGUUUUGAUGAACCCGCUUUCAAAGCCACUUUUCUGAUCAAAAUCAACAGAAAACAAAACUACACAACUCUUUCCAACAUGCCUCAGAGCGAAAGCAGACUUCUUCCCAGUGGCCUUUUUCAGGAUGAGUUUGAAAGGACCAGUGUCAACAUGAGCACAUACCUGGUGGCCUUCGUUGUCGCCAACUUCUCAGCCGUCCGCAAAAAUGUUUCAGAAACCUUGGUGUCUGUGUACUCUGUGCCAGAGAAGACAGAGCACACCAGGUAUGCUCUGGAAGCAGCCUCCAAACUGCUGGAGUUUUACAACACUUUCUUUGAUAUUGAUUAUCCGCUCAAGAAGCUCGAUUUGGUUGCCAUUCCCGACUUCCUGGCUGGAGCAAUGGAGAACUGGGGGCUCAUUACGUUCCGGGAGACCACCUUACUGGUGGGCAAAGAUUCCUCCCCUCUGGAAAAACAAGUAGUUGCCUCUGUCGUAGCGCAUGAGCUCGCACACCAGUGGUUUGGAAAUCUGGUGACCAUGAGGUGGUGGAACGACCUGUGGCUCAACGAAGGCUUCGCUACGUACAUGCAAUAUUUGUCACUGCAGAGAGUGUUUCCUGAGCUCCAAGCUGAAAUCUUAUUUCUGUCGGUAAGAUUCAGAGUCAUGGACAAAGAUGCUCUGAUCUCCUCCCACCCGGUGUCAACUGCAGUUGUCACACCAGAUCAAGUGGAAGAGAUGUUUGAUUCAGUUUCCUACGAAAAGGGGGCUUCUAUUCUCCUGAUGCUCAACGCUUACCUCCCGGGGGAGCAGCAGUUCAGAAAGGGAAUCAUUCAGUAUCUUAAACAGUUCAGCGGGUCGAACACUGAGACCAAUAACCUCUGGGACAGCCUCACUCAGGUCUCAACUCCACACCAGAAUGUGUCAGAAAUGAUGAGCUCCUGGACGUCACAGAAAGGCUUUCCGUUAGUCAGUGUGAGCCGCAAGGGGGACGAGGUGACCCUCACACAGGAGCACUUCCUCCUCACACCUGCCAACGCCUCGCACACCUCCAGCUUGUGGGAAAUCCCGGUGACGUACGUCAAUGACAGCUGCAGCGUGGGUCCGGAGUGCCGGCAGAAUUUCCUUCUGAAGGCCAAGUCAGGUACUUUUAAGGUGCCAGAAAGUGUGAAGUGGCUGAAGCUGAACUAUCAAAACACAGGAUACUACAUAGUUGACUAUGGAGAUGACGGCUGGACUGCUCUCAUCAACGCUUUGUCUACAAAUAUCAGCAUCCUAACAUUUGAGGACCGUGCCUCGCUCAUACACAACAUUUUUGCUCUCUCCAGACAGGGACGUGUGUCCUUUCGCCGAGUCCUCAGCCUGUUGAACUACACAUACAAAGAAACAGAGACAGCUCCUGUGACAGAGGCUCUGCUCCAGCUCAAUAACAUCUACAGGCUGCUGGAAAAAAGACAGGAGUUUGAUCUUAUGUCUUGCAUGAAGACGUACAUUUUGGAUCACUUUGGUGCUUUGAUGGACAACCAAACUUGGGGUGAAGAGGAGAAUUUGUCCAAACAGGAGCUGCGCUCUGCCCUCUUAAGUAUGGCGUGCGGUCUGGAAAAAGAAAACUGCACUCAGUCAGCCAAUGACAUGUUCAAACAAUAUGUGUCAAACCAGACGCGGCGGAUUCCGGGAGAUCUGCAGCAAGUUGUCUUCUCGGUGGCUGCACAGUCACGUGCAGACUGGUUGAUUUUGUACGACAUUUACAAACAGUCCACCGUUGAUGCAGAGAAGCGGAACAUGCUACUCGGUCUGGCAUCCACUCAGGACACACAGCUUUUAGCAAAGAUACUUAAUGAAGGUCUGAAAGGGGACGUCAUCCAAACCCAGGAGCUGCCUUUGAUCAUCAACACUGUUUCUAGAGGCUUUGCAGGUUAUCUGUUUGCAUGGGAUUUUGUCCAAGUCAACUGGGACCGCCUCAUAGAAAAAUUCCUCGUGGGCUCCUUUGCCAUUCAGACAAUCAUCAAAUCUGUAACUUCACAAUUCUCCACGCAAGCUCAUCUCGAUCAAGUGAAGGCCUUCUUCUCCAGUCUGCAGGAGCGUGGCUCUCAGAUGAGGAGCGUGCAGGAAGCUUUAGAAACAAUCAGACUGAACCAACUCUGGAUGGAGAGGAACCUGUCCACGCUACGAGAGUUGCUUACAAAAAUCCAAUCUCAACCUCAGAAACAAGAGCCUGGGGUGUCUCAUUAAGAUGGUGAAACAUUUGCACUAUUGUAGGGUUGACUCAGAACUCCCAGCCUCCAGAUUAGAGUGGUAAUCAGUGGCAAUAUCUUGGUGGACUGGGUGCUGGAUUUGUUUUUUGAGGCUACUCCUAUUAGUUGUACUCGAUCGCUCAGGGUGGCUCUGGCUGUGUGUCUGACAGUGGGUCGUCGGGCUAAACACACACUCCUCAUGUUUUAUGCUGUCGACCAAAACUCUGGCAGUAUUCAUCUAAAGUUCACGCCAGAGCAGACAAUCAUGCUGCAAAUAGAUUGUUUUAUUCCAGCUGGAUCUCAGGCACUCUGCCACUCCAAAAUGCAGUGUCUGCAAACGUCAAUAUUCUUCAAGUUCCAUGCAAAGAUGCAGCUGUCAGGGUUUCCUCAACAGCGACAAACUGAAAACGCGAAAGUGCUUAAAACACUCCUGCAAGCUGAUGCAUUUGCUCAUCAUGGUUGGGCUUGACUAUUCACUGGCAUAAAAUACCAAACUUGAGUUGACAUCAAUUGAAUGUACUAAUAAACCUUCCCACUGUGCACCGUAGUGGAUGUACCGACAACCAGUGCAGGUUAAAUCAACAACCAUUGUGUCUUAGAGCGGAGGCAACGCACACUGGAACCAAAUGGCCAUUUCUUGUUUUCUUGUUUUUUUUGUUUCUUUCUUCCAGCCAUUAAAACACAUUUUUAUCUCUGAUCAACAUGUUUUGUUUUAUUUUUACCAGCUGUGGAGAAAGACUUUCAACUCCAUACGCUUGUAAAUUGUAAUUAUAAUGUAAAUAUUGGUAACUUUAAAUACAACCUGCUUUUGGAUUUGUUGUUUUAAACAUUGUGAAGUAUUUGAAGGUUUUGUUUUCUGUUGUGUUGAUAGAUUCUUGAGGAACUGAUGAUGAUUCAGGAGCUUUCGUUUUGGGUUUAAAGAUAGCAAAAUGGGUCUAUCUUGAUGAAUGUUGCAUUAUAAGGGCUAGUGUCCAAAGUAAGGGAUCUGCAUUGAAAAUCUCUCCAGAAAUUUGUUGCUCAUCAGCCAAAAGAUGCACAAGUUACUCCAGUAUUUGCCACACUUUUGUCACUCCUCAGAAUGUCUUUCUUUUCCACGUUUGGCAAGGACAGGUGUACAUUUGAGGUGGUAUUCUUGCGGUUAAAUUCCUUGUUGAGUUCAUUCAGCUUUUAGGUCCCACGAUGCAUUUGUCAAUCAGAAUAUGUGUGUUUAAAGCAAGUGCCGUUGAAUGUUACAGACCGCUCUGAAGCUUCUUUUGAUUGCACCGUUAGCUCAUUCAGUUCUGAUGGGUAUGUUUGUGACUGCCAAUGAUUGGUGACAUGGGAGUUUGUUUACAACCAAACAAACACGUGUGGGAUCAGCUUCAGGGGAAAUUAAAUUAGUCUCAUGCUUAUUUGUUUAUAGAGUGUUUAUAGAGAAGUUUCAGUGAGAAUGUAGACUUGCCAAACCCUCAAAGCCCAUGUGUUUUGUCCACCUUCAUACAUUUCUUCUGUUUCCAAGUUGUAUUGUGACAAAUGUGGUGGGGAAUCAAGUAUAUGUUGAGUCCAUUAUGUUGGUACUUUUUUUUUCUUUUGCACUGGAAAAACUGGCACAGGAUAGUUUUGGUUCGGCUCUUCAUGUGAGCAAAACACACAUAAGCUAACUUUUGAAUCCAAGUCGCAUAAUUCUUAUGGUUCCCUGAGGUUCUUUUGUUGGUCAUCUGUUUCUAUGCUUUAAUUCUGUUUGUUUACUGAAACAAUGCUGAAGUUGCGUUCAGUGACUACACUCCAAAUAAAGCUCAGCUUCAACCACUCUCCUCACUA